This is a messenger RNA of Raphanus sativus (radish), 1307 nucleotides long. RefSeq names its product probable BOI-related E3 ubiquitin-protein ligase 2. Gene Ontology annotation, molecular function: ubiquitin-protein transferase activity. The coding region runs from base 179 to 1186 and encodes 335 amino acids. NCBI's taxonomy places the organism in Eukaryota, Viridiplantae, Streptophyta, Magnoliopsida, Brassicales, Brassicaceae. The record is from RefSeq and is a predicted model, not a curated record. Gene Ontology annotation, biological process: regulation of programmed cell death. The transcript has 3 exons.
GGUCUUUGAAAUAAGAGAAAGUAAGAAUAAUAAAAAAAAGGAAAAAACAAAGGGGCCCUCCUCUUCACGCAUAUCAAAACAGCAAAAUAAAAACCGAAACGCAUGCAUUUCUAUCUCUUUUAAACUUCCUCCUCCUCCCCCUAUUCUCAUCAUCAUCAUCUCUCUGACCUCUCUUUUCAUGGCCGUCGAUGCUCACCAUCUCCAUUUCUCUCCUCUUCAACUCUUCUCCAACAGAGACUUAGUGUUGAAUAAUAACAACAACACAACCAUGGAACCGACUAAUGGCGGUUUCUUCACGAAUAACCAAACCGGAUACGGCGUCGUUUCACCUUUCUCCGUGACAGACGAUUCGCCUCCUCUUCUUAACAUGUACGGCGGCUCCUCCACCGUUGAUACUAUCCCGACGACAACUGAUUCAUUCACUUAUUACCCCGAUGGUGGCAAUCUCAACUGUGAUUUGUUAUCUUUACACACGAGAAAACGCUCCAGAGAUUCAGUAUCGGAUUAUAAUCCUAGAUCAUGGUCACCGUGUGUUACUCCCUUUUCGUUUCUUGGCCAAGACAUUGAUAUCUCCUCUCACAUCAAUCAGCAACAGCACGACAUCGAUCGGUUUGUCUCCCUUCAUAUGGAGAGAGUGAGACUCGAGAUUCAAGAGAAGAGGAAGAGGCAAGCGAGGACGAUUAUGGAGGCUAUAGAGCGUGGAGUGGUGAAAAGGCUUCGUGCCAAAGAAGAAGAAAGAGACAGAAUCGGGAAGAUAAACCACGCGCUUGAGCAACGCGUGAGGUCACUCUCCACCGAGAACCAAAUCUGGCGGGAUCUCGCUCAGACCAACGAAGCGACCGCCAACAACCUCCGCAACAGCCUUGAGCAGGUACUGGCGCAGGUUAACGACUCUGGCGCAGGGUUAGAUAACGGAAACGGCGAUAACGACGACGAUGACGCGGAGUCGUGUUGCGGGAGUAGCGCGGGUGAAGAAACGGUUAGGAGCCGUAGGGUAGCGAUUGAGGCGCAUGAUAAGGCGGCGAAAGGUAGGAUGUGCAGAAACUGUGAGGAGGAGGAAUCGUGUGUGUUGCUUUUACCGUGCAGACACUUGUGCUUGUGUGGAGUGUGUGGGUCCAGUGUGCACACGUGCCCGAUCUGUAGUUCUCCCAAAAACGCUAGCGUUCAUGUCAACAUGUCAUCUUGACCCCGUUUAUGGAAACUCCCUCUUCAUUUUUUUUUUGUUAAUGGAAGUUUUAUUUUUUUUCUUUAACGAUUGUAAUUAGUUGAAUAUUUUAGUUAACAAAUCAAAAUCAGCAGAUUUAUCA